Molecule: messenger RNA, 951 nt
Organism: Cladophialophora yegresii CBS 114405
Lineage: Eukaryota; Fungi; Ascomycota; Eurotiomycetes; Chaetothyriales; Herpotrichiellaceae
Exons: 2
Coding region: 1-951 (316 amino acids)
Source: RefSeq, a predicted model, not a curated record
AUGGAGCGUUCCAGGGCCGACGGCAGAAGCCAAGAGGCUGGACGGAAUACCCCUGCCUCAAAUGCUUCCCUCGUUGACCAUCUCGGUGCCAGCGCACCUGCAAGCCCGCGCAAGCUGCGUCCCCGCCCACCGAAGUUCUUGAAUGCUAUCGACCGGCGAAGCAAAAAUGGCAUGAUCAACCCAGCGCCUGUUCGCGUCAUUCGUACUGAGGAGAACGACCCCAAGCCCUCUCUCCCUUCUGUGGUUGCCGCCUUCCAGAAGGAGAAUGAUCUCAAGACGAAGCCUCCACCGAAGAAGAAGCAGAAGCUCGACUCCAACCAGGAGCAGGGCCCACAGACACUUCCACCACCCCCACCCCAGCCCUCUUACAAGCGAGCUCCAAAGAUUCCCGAAACUCCUGCAGAGGCGCAGCCGUGGGACAAGAUGUUGUGGCAGAAAGGGAUCGACGGCAAGGGUUGGAGAGAGAUCGCCGAGGACUGGGAACGGCUGACAGACACCAGGAUCGAGAGGAUGGGCGAAGCCAAGGACGUCGACGUCCUGAGGAAGCGGCGUCAGCUCAUCGACCGCCUAGCUGUCCGUCUCAUCAGGCUCAAGGAGAACUAUGCAGCGUCCGGCACCAUGGAACUUCCAGAUGCAUACUACAAAAAGCAUCCCGAGGAUCUGAUGUACAAGUACAUAUCUGACCGAAAGCGACAGGAUAUCAAGCUGAUCCGAAUCAUGGACAUGACCAAGGCGCAGCUGGAGGAGAUGUUGUGGAAGACUUUCUGCCGGAACUACAAGGAGGAAGAAGGCCUCGACAUCUCAGUGACUGAAGCGCGUGAAAGUUGGGAAGCUCUCGUCAAUGGUGUCUUGAAACCGAAACCUACUGCGACGGAGGAAAGGGACAUGAUCAAGGCCAAAAAGGCGAUUAGACGGGAGCCUGUUGCAAUCAAGCAUGAGGACGAAGACUAA